Molecule: messenger RNA, 591 nt
Organism: Saccoglossus kowalevskii
Lineage: Eukaryota; Metazoa; Hemichordata; Enteropneusta; Harrimaniidae
Product: cytochrome P450 1A5-like
Biological process (GO): hormone biosynthetic process; progesterone metabolic process
Molecular function (GO): iron ion binding; steroid 17-alpha-monooxygenase activity; heme binding
Source: RefSeq, a predicted model, not a curated record
GACGAACAGUGCAGCCAGAGUAAAACGGUUCUGUAGUUCAGGAUUUUGACGUUAAUCUGUCGGAAUAUUUAAAUCAGAAUUAUGAUAACUUAUAUCCUGCAUAAUAUCUUUGAUAUUCUUAACACUCCAACUAAUGUUAUUUUACUGUUGUUGGUGUUUAUCAUAACAUAUGGAUUGUUCAGUUUACGCAAACCAUCUGGGUUCCCACCUGGACCAAUGGGAUAUCCAUUUAUUGGCUCUAUGAUGGAUUUGGUGAACGAUCCCCACCUAACUCUUGUAAACUAUGGUAAGAAAUAUGGAGAUGUAUUUACAAUGAAGAUUGGCAGUCAGCCUGUGAUUGUACUCAACUCCUUAGAUGUUAUUAAAGAAGCAUUGGUGAAGAAACAGAAUGAUUUUGCUGGGAGACCAUAUUUUUAUUCAUUGUCAAGUCUGAUGGCAGAAGAGAGUCAAGACAUCUUAUUUGGUAACUUCACUACGAAGUGGAAACUGCAGCGAAAAAUAGGACAUCAAGCCAUUAGUAUUCACGGUUCAGCACGAACUGCUAAGCUGAAGUCUGGCCUCAAAAGACAACCCUGCCCACCAGAACAGUGA